Messenger RNA from Diabrotica virgifera virgifera (western corn rootworm), 6039 nucleotides. RefSeq names its product zinc finger protein 239-like. The record is from RefSeq and is a predicted model, not a curated record. The coding region runs from base 311 to 1762 and encodes 483 amino acids. Gene Ontology annotation, molecular function: RNA polymerase II cis-regulatory region sequence-specific DNA binding; DNA-binding transcription factor activity, RNA polymerase II-specific. Gene Ontology annotation, biological process: central nervous system development; regulation of transcription by RNA polymerase II. The transcript is spliced from 2 exons. Gene Ontology annotation, cellular component: nucleus. NCBI's taxonomy places the organism in Eukaryota, Metazoa, Arthropoda, Insecta, Coleoptera, Chrysomelidae.
UCAAUUUUAUGUUUGACAACGGUAGUUCCUUUCGGUACGAAUAUGUCGCAAUAGUCGAAGAAAUUCCGUUAAUUUCCUUUUCUUCACUUGAUUUAGAAACUGCAACUGGCCUUCAACUUCAACUUCAAUUGUACCCUAGACAAUUUUCUGAUUAACUAACAUUUUGAGAGCUUCUGGUGUAUGCUUUAAAACCAGUUAGUUGUCAGAUGUCACCUGUCAAAAUCAAAGAAUCAAACCGUGAAACCGUUUUUGAGGUUUUUGUUUAUUUUCUAUUUUCAGGUGUUAUAUUAAAAUAAUUAUAAAUAAUUCAAUGGAGGUAAAACAAGAAAGAAACAGUUUUGUGGAAGAAGAGUGUAAGAUUAAAAUAGAAAUUAUUGAUUAUCCUGUGAAGACUGAGAUAAAUAACGACUUUUGUCCAUCCAAUUCUAUGAAUGAUGAUGCCGACAGUUUUUUUGAUGACAGAAAUUCUUCAGACCAAAAAGAUAUAAAAGUUAAUACUGAAACUGAAGACAUCAAAUUAGAGGAGGAUAAGUUCGAGUUAAUUCAUGGUGAAAAUGAUUCCCUCCAUACAAAAAGAAGAAAAGAAAAAUCUCACGAAUGUGAGAUUUGUUUAAAGCGGUUUAAUCAAGCACGUAAUUUGAAAACGCAUUUUAGAACACACACUGGUGAGAAACCUUACAAUUGUCAAACCUGUUUUAAGCAGUUUAUUUCAAAAGAACGUUUAACAGUGCAUACGAGAACUCAUACAGAUGAAAAACCUUAUAAAUGUGAAAUUUGCUUCAAGUGCUUUACCCAAAAGACUCAUUUAAAUACGCAUAUGAGAUUGCAUUCUGAUCAAAAACCUCACAAAUGUCAGAUUUGUUUUAAACGUUUUAAUCGAGCAUAUGAUUUGGAAACUCAUGUUAGAAAUCAUACAGGUGAAAAACCUCAUAAGUGUGAAAUUUGCUGUAAGAUGUUUAGCCGACAAUGGAAUUUAAAUAGUCAUAUGAGAAUUCACACUGCAGAGAAACUUCACGAGUGUGAGAUUUGUUUAAAACGGUUUAAUCAAGCAGGUGAUUUGGAAAAACAUGUUAUACUACAUACUGAAGAAAAUCCUCACAAGUGUGAGAUAUGUUUUAAGCAAUUUAUGUCAAAAAAUAGUCUAAUACUGCAUAUGAGAAUUCACACUCGUGAAAAACCUCACAAAUGUGAAAUUUGUUCUAAGCUGUUUAUCCACACAUCUAAUUUAUAUCGACAUAUGAGAAUUCACACUGGAGAGAAACCUCACGUGUGUGAGAUUUGUUUAAAACCGUUUAGUCAAUCAGGUGAUUUGAAACUGCAUAUUAGAACACACACUGGGGAAAAACCUCACAAGUGUGAAAUUUGUUUUAGGCAAUUUAUUUCAAAAAGACUUUUAAAAGUGCAUAUGAGAAUUCACACAGGUGAAAGACCUUAUAAAUGUGAAAUUUGCUCUAAGUUGUUUACCCGAAAAUCGAAUUUAGAUACUCAUAUGAAAGUGCACACUGGACUGAAACCUCACGUGUGUGAGAUUUGUUUAAAACCGUUUAGUCAAUCAGGUGAUUUGAAACUGCAUAUUAGAACACACACUGGGGAAAAACCUCAUAAGUGCGAAAUUUGUUUUAAGCGAUUUAUUUCAAAAAGAUUUUUAAAAGUGCAUAUGAGAAUUCACACAGGUGAAAGACCUUAUAAAUGUGAAAUUUGCUCUAAGUUGUUUACCCGAAAAUUUAAUUUAGAUACGCAUAUGAAUUUGCACAGUGGAUAGAAAUCUUAAAAGUGUGAGAUUUGCUUAAAACUAUUUGAGCCCAUCAGAAUCAAAACCUGCUAAAUCCUAAAUUUUUCGUUUAUCCUUUUUUUAUACAAUUUCAAAGUUCAAGUAUCUAUUAAUCUUAGACGUAAGGUUUCGUCUCAAAACCUAAAUCGUCUUCAAAAUAUGUACCACUGGAAUAUUAACGUAGAAUCAAACUCUGCUAUGUCAUAGCCACCUUUACUUUACAAGCCAUGAAGAGAAAAAGGCAACGUCGCAAUUGAUGGCGUCGGUAGUCUGACUUUCGGACUACCGGCUUCGAAACUACGAUUUUAAAGUACAAAUUUUGUUAAAAUUUAUUGCAGUUUUUGAGUCGAACAAGAAAAUAUUAUUAAUUAGAAGUCUAAAGAAAAUAAAAUUAAAAGUAAUUCCUUGUAAGUAACGUUUAUUAUAUAAAAAAAAACCAAUAACAAGAAUAUAAAUGGGAUUAAUUUUUUUUCGAAUCCUAUGAAAACUAAUAAGUAUUUUUCAAAAAUUUAAACACAGAAUGAAAUAUUACGUUAGGACCGAGGGCCGAAAGUCCCUGAAAACUUCUAUCUUUAUUUUAGUAAGUUACAGGGGUGAAAAACUAAGAAAAUUUAGUGUGAUUUUUAGUUUCAAAUAUGUCAUUCAAAAAAAACUUUUUAUUAAUUCUAAGGGACUUUCGGCCCUCGGUAAUAAAGUAAUCUUUCAUUCUGCGUUUAAAUUUUUCAAAAAUACUUAUUAGUUUUCUCAGGAUUCGAAAAAAAUUAUACAUUUAAAAUACAUUGAAAUUUUGACAGGCGUCAACAUUUUGCAUUUUUUUCCUUUCCCCUUAAAGUUUGUCGCACUUAUUUAGAAACACCCUGAAGUGAUAAAGAACAAAUCUAGUUGUUAAAGUAGCUAACUUUUUUUAUUAUCCAACAUAAGCGAAUUAAUCAAAAAAACAGAAUGUUAAGAAAACGGGAGUCUAUAGUUGGGUUUUAAUAUCAGUAUUUUAUAAAUGCCCGGUACACAAUAAAAAUUUAACUAGUUAGCAACAAUAUUAUUACAGCGGUAUUAUUAAAGAAUUAGGCUAUAACAUAUUAAAAAAAAUCACUUAAAUCGACCAACAGGUUUAGGAAAUAUAAGACAUUAAAAAUGACAAAAUUUUUAAGUGGACGGAUUUCUAUAUGCACGCAAGUUUAUAUAAAAAUAUAUUAUAUUGAAAUAAAAUCAUCUUAAUAACACACCUUUUGAUGUUCUUUAUAAUUUGGAGCACGAAAUAUUGUAAAAUGUUUCAGUUUCUCUGUAAAUACGGUGAAUAUUAUUUAAAAACAAAUGAGAACUGUCAGAAUUAAUCGGUCUACCAAUAGAUGUUGCCAAGUUUCAACUUCAUGGCUUGUUAAGUAAAGGUGGCUAUGGCUAUGUCCAUAGUUUUAUGAACAAUAAAGUACUUCUUUUUCUUGUAUAUUUUGUAUGUUUUCCUAUCAAAAUGGUCCAAUACACACUUUUAGUGCAUUAAUUGCGCCUAUAGGCAGUUGAAAAUGUGCGUUAUGUGGCUUAGAAUCAAAAUCUGCUAAAUCCAAACGAAAAGUACAAAUUUCUGAAGAUGUAAGGGUCAUGCAGAAAAAUUACUCUGUAACAAAUUGGUGUGCCAUUUUAUGACAUUUAUUCAUGCCACUUUUAUUAAGAAAUGUCGGAUACUUUUUGAUAAAUUUACAUUUUAAUCCUUUUGUUUAGUCUCCUGAAAAUUUUCAAAAAUGUAUCUAGCACGUUUUGAUUCUAUAGGCCUCAUUUAGUCGAGUAGGUGAGUUGGAAAAACAUUUUAGAAUACACACUGGAGAAAAUCCUCACAAUUAUGAGACAUGUUUUAAGCAAUUUACCUCAGAAAAUAAGCUAAAGGAGCAUAUAAGAAUUCACACUGGUAAAAACCUUAUAAAUGUAAAAUUUGCUCUAAGUUGUUUACCCGAAAAUCGAAUCUAAAUAUGCAUAUGAAAUUGCAAAGUGAACAGAAAUCUUAAGAGUGCGAGAUUUUCUUAAAACCAUUUGAGCCUAUCAGAAUCAAAACCUUCUAAAUCCUAAAUUUUUCGUUUAUCCUUUUUUUACACAAUUUCAAAGUUCAAGUAUCUAUUAAUCUACAUACAUAAGAUUUCGGCUCAAAACCUUCUAAAUCCUCUUCAAAAUACCACUGGCAUGUUAACGUAGAAUCAAACCCUUCUAUGUCCAUAGUUUUAUGAACAAUAAAAUACUUCUUUUUCUUGUAUAUUUUGUAUGUUUUCCUAUCAAAACGGUCCAAUACCUACUUUUAGUGCAUUAAUUGCUCCUAUAGGCAGUUGAAAAUGAGCGUUAUGUGGCUUAGAAUCAAAAUCUGCUAAAUUCAAACUAAAAGUACAAAUUUCUGAACAUGUAAGGGGCAUGCAGAAAAAUGAGUCUAAAACAAAUUAGUUUGCCAUUUUAUGACAUUUAUUCGUGCCACUUUGAUUAAGAAAUGCUGGAUACUUUUUGGGAAAUUUACAUUUUUAAUGUUUUUUUAGUUUCCUGAAAAAUUUCAAAAAAUGGAAAAAUGGCUCUAGCAGGUUUUGAUUCUAUAGGCUUCAUUUAAUCGAGUAGAUGAGUUGGAAAAGCAUGUUAGAAUAUAUACUGAAGAAAAUCCUCACAAUUGUGAGACAUGUUUUAAGCAAUUUAUUUCAAAACCACUUUUAAAAGUGCAUAUGAUAAUUCACACAGGUGAAAGAUCUUACAAAUGUAAAAUUUGCUGUUUACUUUGCUUGUAAAAAGUUGUUUACCUGAAAAUCGUAUUUAGAUAUGUGUGAGAUUUCCUUAAAACCAUUUGAGCCCGUCAGAAUCAAAACCUGCCAAAUCCUAAAUUUUUCGUUUAUCCUUUUUUGACACAAUUUCAAUUUCAAGCAUCUAUUAAUCUACAAACAUAAGGUUUAGGCUCAAAACCUUCUAAAUCCUCUUCAAAAUACCACUGGAAUGUUAAUGUAGAAUCAAACCCUGCUAUGUCCAUAGUUUUAUUAUCAAUAAAAUACAGUGGAACCCCGAUAAUCCGGAAGUCCGGCUAACUCGGACCGAUUUUCAUCAGAACAACAGAAACAGAAUCCGGAAGUCCGGCUAACCCGGACCGAUGUUCAUCAGAACAACAACAUCAGAAAAAACAACCAAUUUUUACUUUUACCAAGUUUUUUACCAAGAAAUAAACAAUACUGUAUCUGUACGUAAUUUAGAUGUACUGGUCAUAUGUAUUUCAUGUUUUUGCAAUAAGGAACUUGCACAUUUUUUUAUUACAUAAUAAUGUUCAGUUUUGUAUAAAAAUGAGAUUUCCAACUUUUAUACAAUUUUGGUGUAGAAUGUAAACAUACAACCCUGUAACGUCACGACGCUUGUUGGGGUGGCUGGUAUAAGUUGAAUUUUAAGUCGUCUUUAGGGGCCAAACGAAAGACAAACAAAACUUUUUUAUUUUUGAUGCAGGUUCUAAAUUAUGUUCUGUUGUGAUUUAUACCAUUUUUUUCGAAUUUAAAAUUUUAUGCAAUUCCCUACUAUAAUUGAGUUUAUCUGUAAGUAUACCGUGUUUUAUUAAUUUUUACCAUAUUCUCCGGCUAACCUGGAUCGGCCGCGGUCUCGAUUAAUUCGACUUAUCAAGGUUUAACUGUAGUUCUUUUUCUUGUAUAUUUUGUAUGUGUCCCUAUCAAAAUGGUCCAAUACCUACUUUAAGGGCAUCAUUUGCGCCUAAAAACAGUUGAAAAUUAUCAAUAUUAUGUGGGAUUAGAAUCAAAAUCUGCUAAAUCCAAACUAAAAGUACAAAUUUCUCAAGAUGUAAGGGGCAUGCAGAAAAAUGACUAUAACAAAUUAAUGUGUCAUUUUAUGACAUUUAUUCAUGCCACUUUGAUUAAGAAAUGCCGGAUACUUUUUGGGAAAUUUAUAUUUUUAUUGUUUUUUUAGUCUCCUGUAAAAUUAAAAAAAAAAUGGAUCUAGCAGGUUUUGAUCCUAUAGGUCCCAUUUAAUCGAGUAGGUGAGUUGGAAAAACAUUUUAGAAUACACACUGGUGAAAAUCCUCACAAUUUUGAGACAUGUUUUAAGCAAUUUACUUGUUAAAGAAAAUAAGCUAAAGGUGCAUAUAAGAAUUCACACAGGUGAAAAACCUCACAAAUGUGAAAUUUGUUCUAAGCUGUUCACUGUGAUGUGAUUAUAGUGAGGUGAACUUUUUAUAAGCAAAAGUAAAAAAUGCCAUUUUAAUUCUAAAUUUUGUUUAUAACACAUACUGUUACUCAAAGUUAACCAAAUAAAAUGAAAUU